Elgaria multicarinata webbii is the source of this 1882-nucleotide messenger RNA. RefSeq names its product INSC spindle orientation adaptor protein (gene INSC). Gene Ontology annotation, cellular component: apical cortex. Gene Ontology annotation, molecular function: protein binding; cytoskeletal adaptor activity. Lineage: Eukaryota; Metazoa; Chordata; Lepidosauria; Squamata; Anguidae. The transcript is spliced from 13 exons. The record is from RefSeq and is a predicted model, not a curated record. Gene Ontology annotation, biological process: regulation of asymmetric cell division; apical protein localization; establishment of mitotic spindle orientation. The coding region runs from base 218 to 1789 and encodes 523 amino acids.
AAAUACACUGCAUUUAGCCUUUAAGAAUAUUCACACAAGUGGGUGAAGAAGGGAUUUACACUGGUUAGACUCUGUUUUUGCCUGUUGCUUUCAUCUCAUGCUCUGUGACUUAUCACUCGACCACCGUAUUUUGUUGGCUUCCCCAUAUUCAUGGAGCACACCAUCGUAUAAAUGGAUUUUGGUCUGUGGAAAAGCAAGCAAAUGAGCUGAGAUAGGCAUGGCUUUCCUUGCUUUACCAGUUCAGCGUAUGCAUUUAAUCCAGAUGGACUCUGUCCAACGUUGGAUGGAAGACUUGAAACUCAUGACUGACUGCGAAUGCAUGUGCAUUCUUCAGUCUAAACCAAUCAGCUUAGAAGAAGAUGCACAGAGUGAAUUUUCCCUUCCGAACGAACACAGUGCAUGUGACAACUUGCAGUUGCUGCUGAAAAGAGCUUGGAUUAUAAGUACGGAGCUGACAAGGAUUGUUCAAAAACUGGAGAAGAACAGAUGGCAGAGGGUUCACAGCAUGACCGUAAGAGUCAACUGCCAUGUCCGUUCAAUGAUCAGUGAAUACAAUACAUUCGCCAGGAAUUCUUGGGAAGAAAUGCAUCAGUAUGAAAAAAUACUUGUGGAAAAAUGUUCGGAACUUACAACGGUUACUGAAAGGUGCAUACAGAUUGAAGAUGAACAGAUAUUGAAGUCUAUGAAAACUUGUAUUAAUGAUGCCCUAACCACGGUUGCACAGUAUUUUGGCCAAUUGAUCGAACUAGCUUUAACCUAUGAAAUAAAGAACCUGGUGAGGGAAAUAGAUUCAUCGGAUAAUCUGUAUUCUGCGGAAUCAGCUACAAGCAACUUAUUCAGUCUUACCCAAGAAGGCUCACACUUGUGUCGCAUCAUUGCUAAGGAAGGAGGUAUUGUUGCCCUCUUUAAGAUCUGCCGUCAGGAUUGCUUCAGAUGCCUUUAUCCGCAGACACUCAGGACUCUGGCGUCCAUCUGCUGUGUGGAAGAAGGAAUCCAACAGCUGGAAAAGGUCGAUGGGAUAUUAUGCUUAGCAGACAUCCUUACAGAUAACACCCACUCCCAAGCUACCCAUGCAGAAGCAGCGGCGGUAAUAGCACAGAUCACAUCCCCUCAGCUCACCUUCACGCAACACCUCAGCAGCUUCCUUGAGAACAUGGAGGAAAUUGUCACAGCCCUUCUCAAACUGUGCCAAGAGGCCAUCUCUGGAGAGGUUUUCCUGCUAGCUUCAGCUGCACUUGCCAACAUUACAUUUUUUGAUACAAUGGCAUGUGAGAUGUUGCUCCAGCUGGACGCGACAAACAUCCUUAUAGCAGCUUGUUGUGACAAACAGAGAGUGGAUAGCCCCUAUUCCCGAGAUCAGGUUGUGACAAUCUUAGCAAACAUGUCCGUCCUGGACCAGUGUGCUUCAGAAAUAAUCCAAGGAAAUGGUGUCCAGGUUUUAAUGGAAAUGCUUUUUGAGAAGUCACCAUCUGGGAAAUCACCCGAAGUAGCUGCUUGCGAACGUGUUCAGCAAAAAGCUGCGGUGACGCUCGCCCGGCUGAGCCGUGAUCCUGAAGUGGCACACGCAGCCAUAAAGCUCAGCUGUAUUCCACGCCUCAUAGAGCUUUGCAGGUCUCCUACUGAAAGAAAUAACAGUGAUUCUGUUCUGGUGGCAUGUCUGGCUGCAUUACGGCGACUAGCUGUGAUGAGCCCUGAUGGCCUUCAGGAGUCAGAUUUCCAGCAGUUGGUAAAACCCAGGCUUGUGGAUUCCUUUUUGCUUUGUACCAAUAUGGAAGAGAGUUUUGUAUAAACAAAUAGAAAUAUGUCAAUUGAAGCCAUCAGCACUAUGCAGGAUUGUGUGGCUGAAAUGUUAUUUAAGGUUAAUUUAUUUUAAGACCAUAAA